This is a messenger RNA of Fonsecaea erecta, 1575 nucleotides long. RefSeq lists its product as hypothetical. The transcript is spliced from 2 exons. Gene Ontology annotation, molecular function: ubiquitin binding. NCBI's taxonomy places the organism in Eukaryota, Fungi, Ascomycota, Eurotiomycetes, Chaetothyriales, Herpotrichiellaceae. The record is from RefSeq and is a predicted model, not a curated record. The coding region runs from base 1 to 1575 and encodes 524 amino acids.
AUGGGCGACUCGGAAACUUCACCUGCGCAACUUGAGACUCUUCGAGUCCAAUACUGUCCUCCGCUCGACGAUGCCCUUUUCUAUGCCAUCGUCUCCGACCACAAGCUGCCCCAAGACAGUGCAGUCUUGACAUCGAUCCUUGACAGCCUCAAGGCCGGUGCAAUAGAACAGGAGGACGCAGAAUUUGAUCCUUCAGGUACAGGAGCUCCUGCGCAGUUCAAGGAAGCCACCGACACGUCUAGGUCGUGCCCCGAAGAUACCUUCUCAAACGGUGUCACGAGCAUCACCACUGGAGUCUCCGACUUGCGUUGGAAUGACUCGGACGGCCUAGGACAGAAUCUAGACAACUCCUCGACCGAGCAGAAGACAGAUUGGCUGCGGCAUGUGUUUCCCAACAUUCCCAAGCGCGAAUUGGGUAGUGUCCUGGAGAGCCACGGCGGAUCGCUCGACAAAGCCGUCGACGAGCUCCUCAACCUCUCCUUCCUGAACCAAGGGCUGGAGGAUGAACCAGAAGAUGUGCCUGUUUUGAAAAGUGUGGAUGGGUUUGCGGAAGAUGCCCUCGUCCACAGGAAAGGGAGGAAGAAACGGAAACACCGGACAAACGAGUCGUCCCGUGCAAGCUCAGCUUCCUCCUCGCCCUAUCAAUCAGAUUCCACUCCUACUAAUGUCUGGGCCACGAUGUCCGAAGACGUCGACUUCAUUUGUUCUAGAACCAAGCUCCAACCUCAGCUCGUACGGUCGAUCUAUCAUUUCAACGGCGCGAGGCUAGCCUCUACAAUACGUGAUCUUGCGAUAAGAGAGGGGAGGGCAUGUAGUAAGUUGGCCGCGGUCGAUCCCGUCGUCGAUCUUCAGAUUGCCGAAUUCCAGAGCCAGUUUGAGCAUGUGCCGAAGUCGCAAAUGUACGGCCUCCUGAGCUUGGCCCGGAAUAUACCGUCUGCAGCUCAGGAGCUGUUGGAAGCCAUGUCAGCGCCUGAGAAGGUACCGACAUCCGGAAAGCUGCAUGAUGCAGCUCAGUAUGCCCCUCUGGACCUCAACGAAGACGAAACUCCUGAGACCACUCCGACCGCAACAGCAGCCAUGGCGACGGGCCCUUAUCGAGCUUCAGCAGCCAGCUUUCGAAUGGCAGCAGGCCAAAGUUUCGAACAAGCUGCUGCGGCCUACCAACGAAGCAGAUCCGAUCGUCUUUACGGAGGUGUUGCAGCGCACUACUCCGAGAUUGGACGAGAACGCAUCAGGGCUGCGAAAGAAGCCAAAGCCGCGGAAGCAGACUCGCUCGUGGCUAAACAGUCCUCGUCGAACAUUCUCGACCUCCACGGUGUGACCGUGCAAGAUGCGGUCCGAAUUGCCAGCGCCAAAACACAGAGCUGGUGGGAUGGCUUAGGCGAAGCCAAAUAUGUCACCGGAGGCGGCGGACCUGCUAGAGCCGGGUUCAAGAUAGUGACAGGCCUGGGAACUCAUAGCAAGAACCGUGCGCCGCGGAUAGGGCCUGCGGUGAGUAAGGCGCUCAUGAGGGAAGGAUGGAAAGUCGAGAUCGGCCACGGUGAGUUGAUGGUGACGGGGAAGAGCCGUCGAUGA